Juglans microcarpa x Juglans regia is the source of this 858-nucleotide messenger RNA. RefSeq names its product ER membrane protein complex subunit 4. Gene Ontology annotation, biological process: protein folding in endoplasmic reticulum. Lineage: Eukaryota; Viridiplantae; Streptophyta; Magnoliopsida; Fagales; Juglandaceae. Gene Ontology annotation, cellular component: EMC complex. The record is from RefSeq and is a predicted model, not a curated record. Bases 125 to 667 code for a protein of 180 amino acids. The transcript has 7 exons.
AUUAAUAAUUGAGGAGGGUACAAGUAAGUUGGUAACGGUACCCCAAGAGAAAUAGGACAAUCGAUCGCGCAACGAGCAGGAGAGUGCGAGAGUCAGAGAUCGAUUGGUGAAAAUAACAUAAGCAAUGGAAAAGGGUAAGGGUGUGAUGGUUGGAGGUCGAAGAUGGGCCGUUGACUUCACUGACAAUUCCACCUCUCCUUCUUCCCGCGACAUUCCUGACCCCCCUGGUUUCUCUCGCUCCUCUCAAGAUCAGGAUGAUUCAACGCUCAGUCGACAAAAGAAGGAUGCAGAAUCGAACUGGAAAUCUCAAAAAGCUUGGGAAGUGGCACAGGCCCCUUUCAAGAAUUUGCUAAUGAUGGGCUUCAUGAUGUGGAUGGCUGGAAGUACUAUGCAUUUGUUUAGCAUUGGUAUCACAUUUUCUGCUCUUUGGCAGCCAAUUAGUGCCUUACAAGGGGUUGGCAAGGUUUUUGAGCCGUAUAAAGACAGUAGAGUAGAUCUUCUCGGGCCCAAGUUACUCUUUAUUGCCCUUAAUUUGGGUGGUUUAGCACUGGGUGUUUGGAAGCUUAACACUUUGGGUCUUCUUCCUACACAUGCCUCAGACUGGGUUUUUUCCUUACCCCCUGCACAGGAGGUUGAGCAUUCUGGUGGGGGUAUUCCGCUACGCUGAUGUGCAUGUUUGGUUUAAUCAGCCGUUGAUCUGAAUGUAGUGGAGACUUUUCGGAGGAAGAGACUUUGAUAUCGUUUAUUGGCUGAUGGCUUAUCACGCAUGGCCACCGUAACGCUGUAACUGAGUUUUGUGGCAACAACGAUUGUGACUCAAAUGUAUGAUGCUGGAAUACCAAUGCUACGAUGAUUUGC